Molecule: messenger RNA, 5118 nt
Organism: Cavia porcellus (domestic guinea pig)
Lineage: Eukaryota; Metazoa; Chordata; Mammalia; Rodentia; Caviidae
Gene: CUNH2orf80
Product: chromosome unknown C2orf80 homolog
Exons: 8
Coding region: 308-775 (155 amino acids)
Source: RefSeq, a predicted model, not a curated record
GGUGGGGGAGCUUUAAAGAUGGUAUUUGCAUUCAGCCACAGUUUCCUAGCAACCAGGAAAAGUCAUCCACUCUUAGGAUGUCUGCAAGCACCAGCCCCAGCCACACUGAUGCACAAGCAUCCGCAGAAGCUCAGGAAGAACAAAAGCCCCGCAGUUGAGGGAGAAACACAAAACACAGAGGGGCAAAUUCACUUGUCCAAGGUGACACAGCUACCUGGCGGCCUCACAGAGACUGUGACUCCAGCCUCAUGUCUUGCAGGUGCAGUAUAAACCACGGAGAGCUGCUCAGCUGCAUAAACCUUUAACCAUGGAGAGAAGGCUCGUAAAGAAAGAAAUGAAAAAGCUGCUGGGAGAUUACAUUGGAAUCAGACUCCGGGAAAAUGAAUUUGACCCAAAAGGAAGAAGGCAACUCACCUUUUUAGAUGAGAUGGCACACUAUGACCUGGCCAUAGGCGUGGCGCUGCGGUGGCUGGAUCGCUCAGAAGACCUUGCUUGGCUGGAGUGGGAGGACUUGAAACUGCCUCUUCACAGCAGACGUGUGUAUCCAAACUAUAGAGAACGGGAAGCAAUGAUUUUGUCAUCUUACGCUGGAAUCUUAAUGAACAGUAUCCCAAUUGAAGAAGUCUUUAAAAUUUAUGGGGCCAAUUCUUCUGCCAAGUCUGGCACUACAAAGGGUCUCACUCAAUUGCUCAGGCUGGCUUCCAAGUUUCCAUCCUCCUGCUUGGUCUCCAGGGUAGCUGGGAUUACAGAAGUGCUCCACCAUAUCUCGCUGUAAAACUGCAUAGUAAUAGCAAACAGGUUUUGAAAAUUUUUUUACUAGUCCUUGUCUGUAGUACAUAAUAAUUACAUUUGUCCUGGGGAGUUGGUACCUGCACAUGAGACAUAAUUUUUAUUCUUUUUGUGUGUGUGUGUGUGUGUGUGUGUGCUCCAUCCCUUCUGUCCAGCUCUGGUCCUUUCAACUCUUGAUCCUUGUCUUGGUUACUUUUCUCUCAGUGCUGAGACAAAAUACUUGAUGCCCAAAAGGAGGUAAGGAAAGUUUUAUUUAGCUUACAGGGUUUUUUGAGGUUUCAGUCCAUACUCAGCUGGCUCCAAGGUAGGUGGCAUGGCUGAGGGCAGCCAUUCAUGCGUGGCGAGGGGUGGGAAGCGACACAAGAGUGAAAAGGACAAAAGGGAAAGGCACACAACAGAGAAGCAAAAAGUACAAAAUGAGCAAGUUUACUGAGUUGAGGAUGUGAAAAGGCGCACACAACCCACGGCGGCUGGCCUGUCUCCUUUGACCAGGUAGAGAGGCAGAGGGUUCUAUGACCUCUGAUUGGAAGUGGUGCAUGGGGCGGAUAUUGAUGACAUGUGAGGAGCUGAUUGAAAUUCUCUACAAACAGGAAGGGGAGUUGCAAUUAGGGCUGGAGAAGAAGGAGGAAGUGGUGAGUGUUCCCACUUUGGCCUUCUGCCAUGUUAGACCACCGCCAUCACUGUACAGUACUUUAUACUAGGGCAAGAACCUUUCAAGCUGUGCUUGUUAUUGCUGUAGGAUGGGAUUAUGUAUUAUGCAUUUAUAUGUGCAAGGCAAGUCUCAUGUGGAAGGAUUCUAAAGCCUAGGUGCUUGGGUUUGAAUUCUCAACUAACUGCACACGUUACAAGCAGAAUAAUCUUGGGCAUAUUUCCUAAUCUCAGUUGCACUUGCAAAGGCAGGAAAAAGAAAGUAGAGUUGUUGUGGGAUUAAAAGAAUUCAUAUCAGUGAAACCUUAAUGUUUAGCAUUACAAUAGCCUCAAAAUAAAAGCUAUAAUUAAGAUCCCAGCACUCAGGAGAUAGGUAUCUGGGUUCCCCCAGGGCAGGAUUUCUUAACAUUUUGAGCAGAUUCUUUGUUGUGUCCAGGGGUUUGGUGUUGAUGUCCUCAUGUAAAUGGUGAGAUGUUCAGCACCAGCGUGGCUCCUGCCUAUUGGAUGUUAGUAGCUUUUCUCAAGCUGUGAUAAUGAAAAAUGUGUCCAGGCUGCCGCAUGUCCCCUCAGAGAUAAAAUCACAUCUACUUAAGAACUAGAGCUCUAAUUCACCCCAAAGCAAGCUCCUGCCAUUGCAGCUAUGAUUCAAUUAAUUGCCUAUUUUUAGGCAAUUAAUUGUCACAAAGGCCAAGGCUUAAGGAACCAACUGAUGAAACUGAGUUUCCUUCCCUGUGAGCGCCACAGAGUCCUUCUGGACUCAAGAAUACCAGCUCAGGGGCUAGGGAUUUAGCUCAGUGGCAUAAGUGCCUGCCUUAAAAGCAGGCAGUCGUGAGUUCAAUCCCCGGUACCGAUAAAAAGGAAAAAGACAAAAAAAAAAAAAAAAAAGAAUGCCAGCUCAGACUCUCAGAAACUCUCUGCUACACAUUAAUUAUACUCAGGCAUCCUGUGGGUUUGGAAUAAGAAAUUAGCAGGACCUCUCAAGGGAAAUGUAGCCUUUCAAAAAUUAAAUGAUAAGACUAUUUUAAAACAGUUUUCUGGGACUUUUUUAAAAAUGAUUUUGAUUAGGAGACAGUUGUUUAAAAAAAAAAAAAAAGACAUGUUCCCAGAAGUUUCUCCCCUGCCGCAUAGAUCUAAAUGACCUCUGAUUCCUUUGGAUAAAAGACCUCCUAAGUAAAGCUAAGAUCUCUCUGGAGCAGAAGCUUAAAGCCCUGCUGAAUGCUAAUCAGAUUGUGUAGCUCUUCCAAGACCGGACCGGGCCACAUUCCUCAACGCAGUUGCGCGCUCAGGCCGGCCGCCUUUCCAGGGCUGUUUGCUGCCAUCUGGUGACAACAGGCACCACAGACACAAUUGUCUGAACUCUGUGGUCCUUGGGCGUUUUCUGUCUACCGAAGAGUCUGGACUCUAAGAAAAAAUUCAACCAAGGCACUUAAGUAAAUACAGGCCAUUUACAGCUCACUUCCGGUAACUAUAAAAUGCCCUACUCCAAGUAAGUUGGAGAAAAACCAUAAAUCUUCCUUUAACCAAUGAAGCAAGCGAUGCACAGCCUUUGGCUCUAUCUGGAGACAGAGAGGUAAAAGAAAGGGAAGCAGAGAGGGAACAGGGGCAGCACACAGGGCACGUGGGAACCUGCUUUCCUUCUGUCCUCCUGAAGCCACAUUCCCAGGAACCCUGGGCCUUCACAGAGUGACAGCCCCAGACUUUUCAUUUGUCAUUUUUGUCAUUUCAAGAAAGGGCCUCACUAAAUUGCUGACUCACCCAGGAAGGGCUUGAGGGUGUGAUCUUCCUGCCUCAGCCUCCCAGAGUGCUGGGAUUACAGGCAUGUGCUCCUCGACUAGCCUGGGUCUUCUUUUCUUGGAGGAUGCUGGCUGAGGCUGGAAUUCAGAAAUGAAAAAGUGGUUUCAUGAUAAGGAGAAAGUCCUAGGUUCUAAAUAAAAACUCUGCAUUGACAGAUCUUAAUAAUGCGGAAUAAGCACUUUCAGUAUGAAUUACGUCCCCUUGGGUUGAAGCUCAGCUUGUAGAUCAUCCACAUCAACUUUGUCCAAAUUAAAACCCUGUAUAUUUCUAGUGCAAAGACCAAGUAAGCACACUCACCAAGCACAUCAAGAAAACCACUUUACAGUUUCACUGCUAAGCAAUACAUUAUUUAAUUUGCAUAGUUUAUAUUAUUUAAUUUUGCACAUUUUUAAAUUUUAUAUAAAUAGAAUAGUAGAAAAUGUAUCAUCCUAGGGCCUUGCUUUUUCAUUCAACAUGUUUCAGAAAUUUAUCCACAUAUGCAGAGCCACAGUUUAUUCUGCCUUAGGAAUACAUCAUGAUGUAUUUAUGGAUUCUUCUGUUUUAGAAAUUUGGGUUACUUUUUUUCUAUGUCUCCACUGCACAACAAUACUCCAUAUAAAGCCAAAUUAUUUUUUAAAAUAACAGUUCUCAUUCCAUAAACAGUGUAAAUUAUCUACACUGAUAUUUCAGACUUUUAAAGUUUUGUCAAACUGUAUUAUGGCAUCUUAUCGUGGUUUUGACUUCUCCUGAUUACCAAUGGACAAUUAUUGCUAGAUUUUUUCUUCUGGAAAGUGCCUGAUAAAGUCUUUUGUCCAUCUUUCUGUUGAGUUAUUUGUCUCUUUUUCUCUAGUAAUGUGGAGUCUUGAUUUUUGGAGACACUACUAUAGGACAGAAUCUGUCAAGUCUUGGAUUUUCCAAUACUUUUCCCACUUGAAAUUUGCUCUUUUUCAUGCAUAUUAAAAUGUUUAGAAAAUAUAGUUGCAGCAUCCCAGCCACAUUUGCAAAACUUAGUCAUAGACAGUGCAAAGAAUCCAUUUUUCCACACUACAUGACCUGCUAUUAUUUUGCCCAGUCUGCUUUCUGUAAAUACAUAUUCAAUUGCUUUGACGCUUAGGAUCUGAAAUUUCCCCUUCUGUCUCGGUGACAUCACAAUAACGUUUUAGUAAGUUACUGCUCUAGGUUGACAGAGGUGAUGAUUUUUACCUCCGGGUGGUGUAACCCCUACCCAAGGGAAAGUUUCCCAUAUGCUUGUAUAUAUCUUCCCAUUCCCACCUCCUUCGAGCUAGAAGCAAUUUUUACUAAUAUGCUUUGGCAUUAGUAAGCACAGGAACUGAAAAAUAAUCACAAUAAUUCUUUCACACUGAGACAAUGAAGGGAUUAGUCAAUAGCUUUGGAAUUAGAAAGGAAAUAUGAUUGGGAUUUAAAUAUCAUCCUAGUUUAAAAAACAUUUUUUUUUUUUUUUUGUAGAAAACAUAGAGGAAGCUAAAUGAACAGCUCGCAUGAGUCAUCAGAUUAUCAGGACUCAGGAAGGUUCACAGAAUAAUCAAGUUGGAAGAGACCUUUAAAAUCCAUAGUUUCCUCCUUUCCCAGUGGACAGGGAAAGUAGACCAUAAAACACAGACCUUUAUCAAGAAUGACAUUUAGGCCAAUAUCCUUUCCCUUCAUCUGGCACACUUUAUCCUGAAGGGCUGUUAUCGCAGCCACAGUGCACCUAGACUGAAUCAAAGUCUCCUUGUUCAUUACACUCUGUGCUGGAGCAGGACCAUUUUGCUGAAAAUACUGUGUGCCUCUUGGGCUAGAGGUCAUAGUUUGUGCUUACAGUUCACUGUUUACCACACUACACAUGAAGGAAGUUCUCUCAAUAAAUAUUUCUGCCAUUUGAAUAAAAAGAGGAGGUGAAAUUUGGUA